AUGGCUUACCACUCAUUGCCUCAUGUAAUUCAGGUUACAGAACUUCAUACGGAAGCAGAAUGUGCUUAUGUCCUGUUUGUGGUUGCUAUAUUCUGGCUUGUUGAGGCUAUGCCCCUCGCUAUCACAGCGCUUAUACCGGCUUUGAUGUUUCCACUGUUUGGGAUCAUGAAGGCAUCAACUGUGGCAAAUUCAUAUUUCAGAGAUUUUCAUCUGUUGCUGAUUGGAAUAAUAUGUUUGGCUGCAUCAAUAGAAAAAUGGAAUCUGCACAAAAGAAUUGCUUUACGAAUGGUGAUGUUGGUGGGUGUAAAUCCCGAAUGGCUUAUGCUAGGAUUUAUGGUGAGCUCAGCCUUCUUGUCCAUGUGGCUUAGUAACACCUCCACUGCUGCCAUGGUAAUGCCCAUUGUGGAAGCCGUGGUCCAACAGAUUAUCAGUGCAGAAGCGGAAGUCGAAGCCAGGGAAAGGAGUAAUACGAAUAUGAAUGGAAAUGUAAAUUUGGGUCUAGAACUCAAUGAACACACUGUCGAGAAUGAAUCUGACAAAUGGAAGUUUGGUGAGCGAAACGGAUACAAUGGUGAAAUAAAUCCUUACCCAAUGAACAUGGCUGAGACUGUUGAGAAUGAUGACCCAAAUCUGGAUGAAUACUAUGAAAAAGUUCCAGAAGUCUUACCAUUACCUUCGGUGUCAACAUAUGAUCCAGAUGGAAAGUACAGGUCCAGGAAGGAUCACCUAAUGUGCAAAGGAAUGUCUCUUUGUAUUGCUUAUGCAUCAACAAUAGGUGGAAUUACUACCAUCACAGGAACGUCAAGCAAUUUGAUUUUUGCUGAACAGUUCAAUACACGCUACCCAGAAUGCCACUGCAUAAACUUUGGAACUUGGUUUAUAGUAAUAAUCCCCAUGAUGGUCAUUAUUCUUAUUUUUUCCUGGAUUUGGCUCAACUGGCUGUUCAUUGGUUUCAAUUUUAAUAGGAUGUUUAAAUGUGGGAAACAAAAAUCAGACAAGGACAUAGCAGCUGCUCAAGUUAUUAAAGAUGAAUAUAGAAAAAUGGGUCCAAUUAGUUAUGAAGAAAUUAUUACACUUGUCAUAUUUGUUUUAAUGGCUUUACUGUGGUUUACAAGGGAACCUGGCUUUAUCCCUGGCUGGUCAUCUCUUUUCCCUAAGUACAGAGGAUAUGCCACUGAUUCCACACCUGCCCUCAUGCUUGGCAUUCUUUUCUUUAUUAUUCCAGCAAAGAAGACCUUUUCAGAAAAGCACAAUAAAAAGGCCUACACUCCUUUAAUCACCUGGAAGGAGUUUCAGAGCUGCAUGCCGUGGGAAAUCGCGUUACUUGUUGGAGGCGGAUUUGCACUGGCUGAUGGCUGUGAGGACUCUGGACUAUCUGUUUGGAUAGGAAGUAAACUAGAACCGCUUGGGUCACUUCCAACAUGGGUUAUCAUUCUUAUAUCUUCUCUGAUGGUAACAACUGUGACAGAAGUUGCAAGCAAUCCGGCUACGAUUACAAUCUUUAUACCAAUCCUUGCUCCUUUGGCAGAAGCUACUCAUGUCAACCCAUUAUUCAUUCUGAUUCCAGCCACGUUAUGUACAUCCUAUGCAUUCUUGUUACCGGUGUCAAAUCCACCGAAUGCCAUUGCAUUUGGAUACGGUCAUCUAACUGUGAUUGAUAUGGUAAAGGCUGGUUUGGGAGUUAACAUUAUUGGAGUUGCUGUAACAAUGCUUGGAGUAUUAACAUGGGCAGUACCCAUCUAUAAUCUGGACAGUUACCCUGACUGGGCACCAAGCGUUCCUUCAGUAAACUCAACAAGGAUCUUGUAAAUGCUUAGUAUCCAAAGGUACCUUCAUCAUCAAGAUAAGAAAUGUGGAAGCAUUUUUCAUAUUUUAAGAGGAUGUCUGCUCUGGAGAUCCACAUAUCUUUACUAAAAAAUGCAAUAGGAUACUACAUGCAUCAACCACAAUAUGGGAUCUUCAUGGGAACUUCGUCUGCUCUGCCUUUGCUGAAGAUAUGACUCCGCCACCAAAAUAUAUACAUACACGGAGGAAUGAGGAUGAAAAGAAGGCAGGACUUAAAUGACCUGUGUAAUGUUUGACUG
Molecule: messenger RNA, 2084 nt
Organism: Protopterus annectens (West African lungfish)
Lineage: Eukaryota; Metazoa; Chordata; Ceratodontiformes; Protopteridae
Gene: SLC13A1
Product: solute carrier family 13 member 1
Exons: 15
Coding region: 1-1809 (602 amino acids)
Biological process (GO): monoatomic anion transmembrane transport
Cellular component (GO): membrane
Molecular function (GO): sodium:sulfate symporter activity
Source: RefSeq, a predicted model, not a curated record